Messenger RNA from Bactrocera dorsalis (oriental fruit fly), 4808 nucleotides. Its product is annotated as mucin-5AC. The record is from RefSeq and is a predicted model, not a curated record. Gene Ontology annotation, cellular component: extracellular region. Gene Ontology annotation, molecular function: chitin binding. The transcript is spliced from 2 exons. Bases 4 to 4686 code for a protein of 1560 amino acids. Lineage: Eukaryota; Metazoa; Arthropoda; Insecta; Diptera; Tephritidae.
GAGAUGCAAUUGCAAAUAUUUGCAAUACUUGCGGCGGUUGCGGCAGUUGCCGCCGCUAAUGGUGGGAUUCUUCAGAAUCCAUGCACGCAAUCCGGGUACUUUGCGUUCAUCGAUAAUAUGCCAACGUUUUAUAGUUGCUCUUUGAAUGAUGACGGUUCGUACGCGAUUCAAUAUUUAUCCUGCUCAAAUGGAUACGUUUUCAGUCAAAGCGCUGGUAAUUGUGUUUUAAAAGAUCAAGCAAACGCUGAUGAUACUACAGUUUCCUCAACCAGCACUACUGAAGUGCCCUCAACAAGUACUACCGCAGCUACAAGUACUACACGUGGAGAGCCAGUUACAACUGGAGAACCUUCACCUUCGGUGGUACCCAUUAUCUCGAGCACACAAGAUGUACCAGUAUCUACAACACUAAACACAACUGAAAAACCGAUUACCACCACUGUACAACUCAGCACUAGUGAAGUAAUAAGUACCACAAUUGAAGAACCGCGAAGUACUUAUGAGUCGACAAGUACGGAUAAACCCGACACUACUGUGAAUUCAAACAUUACUGAUGGACCUACUGUGGUUACAGAAGAAACAACAUUAGCAACAGAAACUACACAGCCAACAAGAACUACUGGAGGAUCAAUCGUUACCGAAGGUCCAACAGAAAGUACUUCACCGGAGGUAACUGCAACAUCAGAAGUUCCAGAAUCACCAAGUACUACUGAAGCAACAACUGUUACUGAAAUUGCUACCACAACAGAAGGAUCAGGUAGCACAGAAAUACCCGAAGAAAUUGAAACAACUGUAGCUACAGAAUCUACUGCAGUUCCAGAUGCACCAAGUACUACUGUAGAACCUGAAGACAAUACCACAACAGAAGGAUCAGGUAGCACAGAAACAACCGAGGAAAUUGAAACAACUGUAGCUACAGAAUCUACUGCAGUUCCAGAUGCACCAAGUACUACUGAAGAACCUGAAGAUAAUACCACAACAGAAGAACCCACUGAUGUUCCAGAGGAACCAAGUACUACUACAGAAUCUAAUGAACUUCCAGGAGAACCAAGUACUACUGAAGAACCUGAAGAUAGUACCACAACAGAAGAACCCACUGAUGUUCCAGAGGAACCAAGUACUACUACAGAAUCUAAUGAACUUCCAGGAGAACCAAGUACUACUGAAGAAUCUGAAGAUAGUACCACAACAGAAGGAUCCACUGAUGUUCCAGAGGAACCAAGUACUACUACAGAAUCUAACGAACUUCCAGGAGAACCAAGUACUACUGAAGAACCUGAAGAUAGUACCACAACAGAAGGAUCCACUGAUGUUCCAGAGGAACCAAGUACUACUGAAGAACCUGAAGAUAGUACCACAACAGAAGAACCCACUGAUGUUCCAGAGGAACCAAGUACUACUACAGAAUCUAAUGAACUUCCAGGAGAACCAAGUACUACUGAAGAACCUGAAGAUAGUACCACAACAGAAGGACCCACUGAUGUUCCAGAGGAACCAAGUACUACUGAAGAACCUGAAGAUAGUACCACAACAGAAGAACCCACUGAUGUUCCAGAGGAACCAAGUACUACUGAAGAACCUGAAGAUAGUACCACAACAGAAGAACCCACUGAUGUUCCAGAGGAACCCAGUACUACUACAGAAUCUAAUGAACUUCCAGGAGAACCAAGUACUACUGAAGAACCUGAAGAUAGUACCACAACAGAAGAACCCACUGAUGUUCCAGAGGAACCAAGUACUACUGAAGAACCUGAAAAUAGUACCAUAACAGAAGAACCCACUGAUGUUCCAGAGGAACCAAGUACUACUACAGAAUCUAAUGAACUUCCAGGAGAACCAAGUACUACUGAAGAACCUGAAGAUAGUACCACAACAGAAGAACCCACUGAUGCUCCAGAGGAACCAAGUACUACUGAAGAACCUGAAGAUAGUACCACAAUUGAAGAACCCACUGAUGUUCCAGAGGAACCAAGUACUACUACAGAAUCUAAUGAACUUCCAGGAGAACCAAGUACUACUGAAGAACCUGAAGAUAGUACCACAACAGAAGAACCCACUGAUGUUCCAGAGGAACCAAGUACUACUGAAGAACCUGAAGAUAGUACCACAACAGAAGAACCCACUGAUGUACCAGAGGAAUCAAGUACUACUACAGAAUCUAAUGAACUUCCAGGAGAACCAAGUACUACUAAAGAACCUGAAGAUAGUACCACAACAGAAGAACCCACUGAUGUUCCAGAGGUAUCAAGUACUACUAUAGAAUCUACAGAACUUCCAGAGGCACCAAGUACUACUGAAGAGCCUGAAUAUACCACUAGACCAACGGUUGAUACCACUAAUGAAAGUGAAAUUACAAAAGCGCCAGAAAUUCCAGAGCAGCCCGAAAGCACAAGCUCGCCUAGCAGCACUGCUGCACCAACUACUCCAAAAGAACCAGAGAUAACAGAGGGAUCACCAAGUACUGAAGCCAGCACCACAGAAGUAUCGCAAACCACUACUACUCAAGGUCCACCUACAACAAAGGAGCCACAAACCAGUGAAGUACCACCACCAGCCAGUGAUAAACCCAGCCCACCUGAUGUGCCAUCUACCACACCAGCACCAGUUGCACCUAACUCACCUAGUACCACAGUAAAACAUCCACCUAAACAUACAAGCGCGUUUCCUACGAAAGCGCCCACAACACCUAGAACACCACCACCAGAACACUUAAAAUGCCCCUAUGAAGGCUUCUUCCCACGUGAAGACAGUUGCAAUAAGUUUGCCUACUGUGCCAAAUAUUUCGGUAAAAUGAAGCAAUAUAAUUUGAAGUGUCCCCGCGGACAAAAAUUCAAUAAGAGCACACUCUAUUGUGAUCCAGAAAUCGAUUGUGAAAACAGUGAUGAAAGCAGCAGUGAAGUAGCUUCUAUUGAGCACCACAAACCGUUCACCUGCUUAGUGGAGGGUACCUUCGCCCAUAAGAAUGAUUGUACCAAAUACUAUACCUGCGAGUGGAGUAGGAAAUAUAGUAAUUUCAUUCAAUUCCCCAGCGCUUGUCCCAGCGGCGAAGUCUUCCGUCUAGAGUCUGGCUCAUGCGGUCGUGAGCGCCGAAUGACUUGUUUCUUACGACCGAACGGUUCCAAAUACUACGACCACGAAUCGUCUAAUAGAACGAGUGGUGAAAAAAUUGACUUAAACGCAAUGAAAUUAUUUUUUCUUGGAUUAUGUUUGGCAAUAGCCAUUGCCGAUGCCGGAGUUUUGUUGAAUCCUUGCAAACGCGUAGGAUUAUUUGCAUUCGUCGAUAACUCUCCAGUAUUUUAUGCAUGUGAUCUCAACGAGGACGGCACAUUCGAUAUCAAAUACUUCAAUUGUGAAAGUGGAUACGUUUUUGACCGUUACGAUGGAGUUUGUGUGCCAAAAAUUGCGUAUUUUAGUGAAACUGAAGACAGUUCUGAUGGCGAUGAGGAUGUACAAAGUCCGACAGUACCCACAACUACUACGACAGACGGAGACCUCAUCAAACCAACUAUACCCACUAGUGCUCCUACUGGUAGUAUUGACAAUCAGACACCAGCAGAUGAAGAGGAUGAUACAACUACAGCUGAGCCCGAAUCUACUGAGGCACCGGCAACGACUGAUGAUCCUGUGACUACUGAAGAGCCGUCAACAACUGAGGCCCCCGUAACUACUGAAGAGCCAUCAACAACUGAUGCUCCUGGAACUACUGAAGAGCCGACAACAACUGAUGAACCUGUAACUACUGAAGAGUCGACAACAACAGAGGCUCCUGUAACUACUGAAGAGCCAUCAACAACUGAUGAACCUGUAACUACUGAAGAGCCGACAACAACAGAGGCUCCUGUAACUACUGAAGAGCCAUCAACAACUGAUGAACCUGUAACUACUGAAGAGCCGACAACAACUGAUGAACCUGUAACUACUGAAGAACCGACGACAACUGAUGCUCCUGUAACUACUGAAGAGCCGACAACAACUGAUGAACCUGUAACUACUGAAGAGCCGACAACAACAGAGGCUCCUGUAACUACUGAAGAACCGACGACAACAGAUGCUCCUGUAACUACUGAAGAGCCAUCAACAACCGACGCGCCUGUAACUACUGAAGAGCCGACAACAACAGAUGCUCCUGUAACCACUGAAGAGCCGACAACAACUGAUGCUCCAGAAACCACUGACGUAACCGUAACCACCGAGGAAACCGCAUCAACUGAUGCCACCGAAACCACUGAUGUGACAGUAACCACCGAUGAGACUGCAACAACUGAUGCCCCCGAGACCACUGAAGUGACCGUAACCACCGAUGAACCCGCAACAACUGGUGCCCCCGAGACCACUGAAGUGACCGUAACCACCGAUGAACCUGCAACGACUGGUGCCCCCGAAACCACUGAUUCAACAACAAGCACGGACGAGCCGGAAUCUACUACACUACCGGCAUUUGAUUGCCCCGAUGUCGGCUUCUAUCCACAGAAUGGCUCUUGUGAGAAAUUCGCUUUAUGUGCCGAAGUAAAUGGCGAAAUUGUCUAUUACUUACAAAGUUGCCCCAAAGGGCAGCAAUUUAACUACAACACGAAUUUUUGUGAUAACAAUUUCGAUUGUAAUGCCGACGUCAGCAAAACUAAAAAGGUCCUCAAAGAGAAACGCUCUUCGGUAUUCAACCUUUUUCAUUUUCUUAAAUUGUUUUAAAUUACUAUUACAUUACACCGGGUUUGUGCCCUAAGAAACGAGAGUUUUGUGCUUCAUAAAACUAAUCACGUGUAAUAAAAGCAUUUGAAUAAACUUAAUUUUUUAUAUACAUAUCUACAGUA